AUGACCCUAAAGAAUCUUGUGAAAAAGUUAUUCGUUCCAUUGACAGUAUUAGGAGUCAGCAUCGUAUGUAUGUCGCAAAGCAAUGACUAUCGUGAAUGGUUGGAAAUCGAAGUUCCAGGUGGCCCUCCUCCUAACUUGUUAGGCUACUUAUUCUCUUUAGUGGCAACAUUGAUCUUUUCCAGAGACCGUAGAGAUCUCCUGAAUCUAAAAAUCGAAGAUAGUGAGCGAUAUUUGGAAGAUUUGCCAAUUAGGAGUUACGGCGAGCCAGAUAUUGCUAGAUGGUGUAUUCCACAUCGACAGGUAAGCCAAACUGCUUACGAUAUAGGAUUGGAAGACGACGUCGAUUCUGAUUUUAACAAAUUUUUUAAUAUCUUUACAGAAAAUUCCAAUUGUUUUAUUGGUAUUUCCGAAGUUGAAAAUAGCCUUCCUGCUCUUUUUCUAAAAACCUCUUACCAAGAAAAAGAGAUUAUUCAUAGACAUACUAAAGAUGGAUCUUUCCAUAUUUCAUUGAGUCGGGCAGAUGCAUCUACGGUUGUUAAAAAUAAAUGGGGAGAAUUGCAUCCCCUUCCUGAAUUUUUUAGGCAGCACGAUGAAACUAAUAUAUUGAUCUAUGCUCCUCAGAACCCAGAUGAUUACAAGAUAUACUCAAAGAUUAUUCAUGCCUCAAUUCUGUUUUAUAUGAACAAGUUUUCAACAUAA
Debaryomyces fabryi is the source of this 699-nucleotide messenger RNA. RefSeq lists its product as uncharacterized. The transcript has a single exon. NCBI's taxonomy places the organism in Eukaryota, Fungi, Ascomycota, Pichiomycetes, Serinales, Debaryomycetaceae. The record is from RefSeq and is a predicted model, not a curated record. The coding region runs from base 1 to 699 and encodes 232 amino acids.